GGCUUCGAUUUCGACGUCCAACACGAUGUGCCACUCGGUACUCGCCACCACAUGCCACCCAGAGGUUGUGCGUGUUGGUUUUGGGCUGAGUAGUGCCCACCUCUGGUUGGCAUGUGGUGCGAGUACCAUCCAACCCAGAUUGCGCAGCCGGGCCAGGCAUUAUUUGCAGCACGGACGCGUAUAGCUACGAUACAGGUACCCUCGGAUACGGCUCGCCCUUCCCGGGGCAGAACGACGCCUGAGACCGACAAAAGCUUACACAGUAUAUAUCACGACGAGCUUGGUCAUGUCUGAAUUGCCCCAAGGUGGCUGUCGCUUUCUCCACCACAAAAUUAGUCGUCAUGUUAUUUCUUUGCCUCACCGCCGUACUGCUCUGCGUCAGUCGGCACCUGGUAGAUGCAAGAUCGGUGUCUGCCCACUCCAAGGUCUCUAACACAGCGAGGUCUACGCAAUCGGACUGGGAAAAUGACAACUCCAUCUCUGCGGUCUCUCCACCCCAAGAUAUGGCGGAGUUGAAGUGCAUCAAGGGGACUGGUGCCAACAAAUUUCCAUCGCCCUGCCGGAAGAGCUCAACUAUCCUGCCUAGGCAAGAUGGCGACUUCUCGCAAGGCCUGCUUACUAUCUCCACGGAUUCCACAGUCGUGCACGCGGACCAACACCUGUCUGACCUGGUCAAGAAUAUAAUCGGCUCCAGUACUUGCCCCCGCAGGGCAAAGCGUGGACCUAGAGUUUUCAAACGUGAUGCGAUUACCGAUUGCAUAGUGACCACGGCUACCUUACUCGCCCAGAACGCCCAAUAUGUACACAACGUCAUCGAGCUCCUGCAGGGAAAUCCGAUUCCGGCCGAAAUCAAGCAUAUGGAUAGUUUGCCACAGUGGAGCGACGAAGCUCAGGCAGCAGCUUUCCUCCGCAGUGCCCUCAUCGGAGUUGGACUGUUGGAGCAGGCCUUUGAGGUCAUUGACACUGCCACACAGUUGUGGUUCGUCUACGUGACGAUGAACUUUGCCAUUCAACAAAUUUGGAACCAUCCGGAUAACUUCAAGAAUUUCGCCCUUGGCAGGAGCGGGUCGAUGAAGCUGUCUUGUCCUGCAGUGGAAGAUGUCUCAUGCUCUCAUGUGCUGUGCGAGGGUGGCGACGAUGCUGUGUGUACGGCUUUCCUACAAGGGUGCAGCUGCACAAAGAGCGAUUGUCCGACGAAAACCAAUGGCAAGUAUGGCCUCUUUUGUCAAGAAUGCGGUGGAGCCGACUCACUUAGUGGACGUUGCAAUGGCAAUAACGGACAAUAUAAAGGUUGUGCCUGCAUUGAGCCAGAUGAUGAUCCGUACACCGUCGACAAUGCUGCAGUAUCGGAGUUCGAAACCAUCUUCAAGGACGGCGACUUCACCUUCACGCCUCCACCGCCGGCCCCUGACCAGAUCACUUGCUACAAGCAAGCCGACGGAGUCAAGGACGACCCGACGAAGUGGAAGUUCGUCGAUCAGGCACUACUAGACGCGAACAUCCAGGAAUUCUGCAAAGAUCUGGGCAAUCUCAACAAUGCUGCUGGGGGGUCGUUCGAGCGGUCGUACAACACAGACAGUUUGAACUCGGUUAUUAUCCGGGCCUCUUGGGAUACUGGGUACGUGACUGUAGAGAAUUGUACGGAGCAAUUGAGGGCUCUGAGCGCCGACUGUGACUGGGACCCGACGGAGAAUCAGUACAACUGGAAAUGGGGCGGCGAGUUCCUGAAGAACUCGUUGCAUUGGUACAUCAUCCCGCAAGCCAACCGGGUCGCCAUCUACACGGGCGACGGCGACAACUGGUGGCGUGACGGUGACGACCGGCAUUGGCGCACCAUCACCCAGCAGAAAACCGGGAACGACAUAGCCACUCCGCGCGUGGGCAAGAACGGGAAGCCGUACGAUAUGAUCAUUCUGCAUCAGUGCCUCCACGAUAUGCGUAGAAGGAAUUGGGAUGGUGGCCAGCCGCAUGAUUGCGCUGGUUUGGUCAACUUUUCCGGAAGUGGAACGAUUAUUUAUAACAGUUGGACUGACUGCUUUGAUAACACAUGGCAGUUGAAUAGCUGGGGCUGGAUGCAGAUGGGCGUUGUUACCAUGUACGGGGAGCACAGAGGUGGUGCUGCUGGGCCGGCGGGCGCGCAUUGCUGGCAGGGUACGGACAAAUUUUAGUCCUUUGUAUAGUUACCGCGUUGUACCCGAAUAUUAUAUUAUUAAGAGACGCCUAUUUAUUGAGACGC
Messenger RNA from Westerdykella ornata, 2236 nucleotides. RefSeq lists its product as uncharacterized. Lineage: Eukaryota; Fungi; Ascomycota; Dothideomycetes; Pleosporales; Sporormiaceae. The coding region runs from base 342 to 2168 and encodes 608 amino acids. The record is from RefSeq and is a predicted model, not a curated record. The transcript has 6 exons.